This is a messenger RNA of Ornithodoros turicata, 3791 nucleotides long. RefSeq names its product calcium-binding mitochondrial carrier protein Aralar1-like. The transcript has 19 exons. Gene Ontology annotation, biological process: L-glutamate transmembrane transport; malate-aspartate shuttle; aspartate transmembrane transport. Bases 29 to 2137 code for a protein of 702 amino acids. Gene Ontology annotation, molecular function: L-aspartate transmembrane transporter activity; calcium ion binding; L-glutamate transmembrane transporter activity. The record is from RefSeq and is a predicted model, not a curated record. NCBI's taxonomy places the organism in Eukaryota, Metazoa, Arthropoda, Arachnida, Ixodida, Argasidae.
UGCAGAACAUCGCUUCCCUUUUCACAACAUGGCCACUGAAAAUGCUGAAGUGACCUUGCUCGAAGAAAAGGCCCGUAUGGAGGAAUACGGUCUCUUGAGCUUGCUCCUCACCCGUGCAUCCUGCGAGGGAAGCCAGUACAUCAAGCGAGCUGAUACGGAAAGGUUGAAAGAAGUAUUUGACAAGUACGCCAGUGUCGAGAAAGAUGGCGACAGAUACAUGACACCAGAUGACUUUGUGAGAGGAUUUUUAGGAUUGUUCGAAGGACCGCAGUACAACAAGCAAGCUGUAAAUUUACUGGGGAGUAUACUGGAUACAUCAAAGGAUGGACUCAUAUCGUUCAUGGAGUUCCACGCUUUUGAAGGCGCCCUAUGCCAACCCGACGCUUUGUACAAGGCAGCUUUUCAGUUGUUCGACACGAAUGGGUCUGGUUUUGUUACUCAAGAUGAAUUUGAGGAUGUUAUCAGGCAGACAACCCUGUAUCAUAAGAUCCCUUUUAAUUUCAAGAGUGAUUUUAUGACAUUGCACUUUGGGGCUGAUCAGAAAAGAACUGUCAGCUACGUCGAGUUUUCGCAGCUUCUGCAUGACUUCCACGAGGAGCAUGCUGUUCAGGCUUUCAAGCAGUAUGAUAAGAAACGCAAGGGAGUUAUCUCAGCUAUGGACUUCAAUGACAUCAUGAUCUCCGUUAAAACACACCUGCUUAGUGAAGAUGUCAAAAAGAACCUUGUUGCUGUGGCAGGCUCAGCUUCGGGCGGACAUCAGGUCACAUUUCCCUAUUUUAUGGCCUUCAAUUCUCUGCUCAACAACAUGGAGCUGGUGAAGAAAAUUUACCUCCAUUUUACGAAGGGCAACACUGGAAUAGAAGUGACUAAAGAGGAGUUUCUGUAUGCUGCGCAGCAAAUGUCCCAGGUGACCCCAUUAGAGAUUGAAAUCCUGUUUCAUCUUAGUGGGUUCCUGCACCAAUCUACUGGACGCUUCUCAUUCCAGCGGGUGACUUACGAAGAUCUAGAGAGGAUUGCACCAUAUCGACCAACUAGGUUUUUAUCAAGGCCAAUAGCAGAAGUAAAAGCAGUGCAGAGUCCAGAAGAACGAGGGUUUGGUGUUCAGAUCCUGGAAAGUGUCUACCGCUUCACUCUCGGUUCCAUUGCAGGAGCGGCUGGUGCCACAGUCGUGUACCCCAUUGACCUUGUGAAGACAAGAAUGCAGAAUCAGCGGACGGGUUCAUACAUUGGUGAGCUUAUGUAUCGCAACAGUUGGGACUGCGCCAGCAAGGUCAUCCGACACGAGGGAGUCUUUGGCCUCUACCGGGGUCUUCUGCCUCAGCUUGUUGGUGUGUGCCCCGAAAAAGCCAUAAAGCUUACUAUGAAUGACUUUAUUCGUGACAAGCUAACGAACGAGAAAGGAGAGAUACCAGCAUGGGGUGAAGUUCUUGCUGGAGGAUGUGCUGGAGCAUCGCAAGUCAUGUUUACAAACCCUUUAGAGAUUGUGAAAAUCAGACUUCAAGUAGCAGGCGAAAUAGCAUCUGCGGCGAAAGUGAGAGCGUGGACAGUAAUCAAGGAUCUUGGCAUCACUGGGCUGUACAAGGGUUCUCGGGCGUGCUUCCUUCGAGAUAUUCCGUUCUCCGCCAUAUACUUCCCAACGUAUGCUCACUGCAAGUUAAAAUUUGCUGACGAUGAAGGCCACAAUGGUCCUGGUUCCUUGCUGCUUUCUGCAGUGAUUGCAGGCGUACCCGCUGCUUACCUCGUUACACCAGCUGACGUAAUCAAGACGCGGCUACAGGUCGCCGCACGUAAGGGCCAGACCACCUAUUCAGGUGUCAUGGAUGCCUGCAAAAAAAUAUGGAAGGAAGAAGGCGGUAACGCAUUCUGGAAAGGAGGACCGGCUCGAGUGUUCCGUUCUGCGCCACAGUUUGGCUUCACAUUGCUCACCUAUGAAAUCUUGCAGAGGCUUUUCUUCAUCGACUUUGGAGGAAGGAGACCAACGGGCUCGCAAGGCAAGGUUCCUGUACAGGCAGCAGAGAUCAAGCCGGUCAAUCCCGAUCACAUCGGAGGCUUCCGUGUUGCUCUUGCCACUUUCAGCGGCAUGGAAACAAAGUUUGGACUAGUCUUACCAAAAUUCCGACCACAGGAAGUGCAGUGAAGUCACUGUAGUUAGGAACUCUGUUCAGCUUCUCACAUUACAACUGGCGGAUGCAUGUACAGUGCAACUUUGUAGAACAGCUUCAUCUUCCAUAUCUAGAUCUGGCUCAACCUUCAGACAUUUCAGCAAAGAGAACUCAGCUUUGCAUUGCAUAGACCAUUGUCAGCAUCUGGAAAGACAGGGUGAAGUGGAGAAACCUAUGCUGCCAUCUAGUUGGUUUUUUUUAGCUUAAUGUUGUGACACCACGGUACCCAGCGUCCUUUGAGUCUUUUUGGUUCUAUAGUUGGAUAUGCAAGGUAGAUCUCCUGAGUUCAUCUUAGAGGCCAGUUUUGUUCUUGCUGCUAGAAAGCAUACGGAGACACAUGCUUCUUUUGAAGACUUUUGACCGGAGUUUAUCUUUCUUGGUGCAGCGUUCCACGCGAAAGCGAGCUUAGUUUUCGGAUACCUUUGAAGUUAAGUGGAAGUUUCGAAUACCGUGCCAAAGAUGCACUCAGCAAGGCACUUCAGUAGUACUGUGCGGUCAGUAUACCCAUCCCAUGGCAGACAAUAUAUGAUGUAUCGGACAUCAAAAAAAUAGUGAGUUCCUGGUCCCAUCUUUUUUUGUUGGUUUUUGUCAGCACUUGGUUCUCGACAGUCCAGACUCCUUGCCACUCCACUUCAAAGCUAUGAGGAUGUUACCCGAAUAGGCUACACGAGCAAGUAACACCUAACGAAUGCCAAAAACGUCUUUUACUGUGACACUUUUAAGCGUUUAGAAUGGACUGUUACUCUAUGAGACUAUUUUUAUGCAUGCAGUUUAGUGUGCUAACCUUUUAUGCUUUGGCAGCUCUAGUCAAGUUGGGUUAAAGUUUUUGUAGCAGGAGGUAAGCCGUAAUGUGGUAGCUUGCUUUUUUUUUCUUAACUUUGUGUUUCGUGCUGAGCCUAUGGACUGCACCCAGUGAAACGAACAGUGAGCAGAGCAAAGGUGCAGUUCACUGAGCGAGAAUAAUUGUGGAUAAUAGAAGAAAAUGCAGUGUUGCGUAGCUAAAGUAGCAAUGAGAGAAAGUGUUGGGUGCUGCACUUUCAGCAUUUCUAAUGUACUGUGCAGACACCAAGAAACGUCCAUCUUUGCUUAGACAAAUUAUUACUCAAAAAGGAAGGCAAAAAGGUUUUACUUUUAGUUUUACAGUUUGUUUCUAAGGUUAUAUACUUAGUGUCACUUCCUCCUGAAAUUAAUUUUAUCGACGCAUCGAAUAAUGCAGUUUGUAAUAUGCAUUGAGUCAGUGAUUUUAUAAUUCAAGGAAGAAAAGUGUGUUCUGCUUGUUGAAGCAGCAUUUGACUAGAGUAUUGCACAAGCAAUGGUCGCGCUUAAAAUAAAUUUAUCGCGUAAGCCUCAACAAUACAUAGUUCGGGCCCAGUGUAGCAUAGCCUUAAUUGCACAUGAACAGAUGUGUAGCUUGGCUGUGCUAAUGUACAGGCAUCAGAAUGGUUUAUACAGUUGAAUUGCAGUCAUUUACACUCUGUACAGAAUAGGCUAUCAUUGAAACCUACUGACAUCUAUGCAAAUUUUCAUAUCUUCAAAUAAAAAUGCAAAUGUCAGUAGUGGACAAGCUACCUGCAGAGUACAGAUGGCCAUUGCAUUGUUGAACGUUCCUAGUAAAAUUUUCACUAUUAA